Molecule: messenger RNA, 3499 nt
Organism: Daktulosphaira vitifoliae (grape phylloxera)
Lineage: Eukaryota; Metazoa; Arthropoda; Insecta; Hemiptera; Phylloxeridae
Product: atrial natriuretic peptide receptor 1
Exons: 23
Coding region: 34-3339 (1101 amino acids)
Biological process (GO): intracellular signal transduction; protein phosphorylation; receptor guanylyl cyclase signaling pathway
Cellular component (GO): membrane
Molecular function (GO): ATP binding; protein kinase activity; guanylate cyclase activity
Source: RefSeq, a predicted model, not a curated record
CCAGUGUGAUUCUGCCAGCGCCGUUGUCGUACCAUGGUUCAGCUGACGACGGGCUGGGCGGUAUCCGCGUGGUUAUUGUUACCGGUGUUGGCCACGGCCGAAUCCCUCGACGCCGUGGUCGAGUAUAAGGUUGGAGUGCUGAUGACAUCCAAAUUAAAUUCGCCGUUUGAUUUGGAACGAUGCGGACCCGCUGUCGAUCUGGCCUUGGACAUGGUAAACAAAAAUUUGUUGGCGCAUCACAAUGUCCGCCUCAAAAAAGUUGAAAAAAGCUAUCCUUAUUGCUCAGGUGCUCAAGCUCCCGGUUUAGCUGCGGAUAUGAAAUUUAAAGAUAACGUUAUAGCUUUCAUUGGACCUGUUUGUGCAUUCGCUUUAGAACCAGUUGCUAGAUUAGCAGCUUAUUGGAAUUUACCAAUUAUAACUGGGAUGGGAGACCAGCCACCAGCUGAAGGGCAAGUAUCACUUAUGCCGGCAAUACUUGGCAAGAAAAAUGAAUCGGGAAAUUUUAAUGAUAAAUCAGAGUAUCCGACACUUACUAGAAUGUCUUAUUGUCAAUGCCGAUUAACUCUGGUGUUUCUUAGUAUUUUUAAAAAUUUUAAUUGGAAACACGUGGCUCUAAUUAUUGACCGGUCCGAUUUGUUUUCCCUGACUGUUGGUAAAAACUUGGAAAACGGUCUCCGCAGAGGAAGUGUUUCGACGUAUAUUCGGGAUUUUGAUGGUAAUGACGAUGAUCCCUGUGAAACGUAUCUAAGAGAUGCCAGCAUGUAUGCAAGAGUUAUUAUAUUGUGUGUACGAGGGACUUUAGUACGGAAAUGUAUGCUAGCUGCACACAAAAUCGGAAUGACUAAAGGUGAAUGGGCAUUUUUAGACGUAGAGUUAGUUCAGGGUACUCAUUGGGAUGAACGAGGUUGGUCAGCAGACGAUGAGCAAGACAAAGCGGCUAGAAAAGCUUAUGAAGCAUUAUUACGUGUAUCUUUGCUUAAACCGUCACUUUCACAGUUUCGAAAUUUCUCCAAACUUAUAAAAUACAAAGCUAAAGAAAAUUAUAACUAUACCUUGUCUGAAAAUGAAGAGGUAAACAUUUUCGUGGCAGCUUUCUAUGAUGGUGUUCAUUUACUUGGUAUGGCUAUGAAUGAAACACUAACUAAUAAAAAAAACAUUAGAGAUGGAAAAGCAAUCACUAGUUUAAUGUGGAAUAGAACAUUUUCAGGUAUCAUCGGACGAGUGAGAAUUGAUGAAAACGGUGAAAGGGACGCGGAUUACGAAAUAUUAGACUUAGAUCCUAUUACUGGUCGUUUUGAAGGGAUAGCUCGGUACUACGGGGAAGCAAGAAAUUUUACUCCAGCAAAAGACAAACAUAUACAUUGGCCUGGUGUAUCAGAUGGUCCACCUAAAGAUGUGCCAUUAUGCGGGUUUUUAGGAAAUGAUCCUGCCUGUAGUUCAGAAGGUACUUAUUAUAUAACAUUAUACGCAUCAAUAGCAUUUCUUGUGUUUACAACAUUCGUUUCGAUUUUAGCAUUUAUAAUAAACCGACAACUGAAACUGGCAGCAGAUUUAAACAAUAUGUCUUGGAGAGUGAGACCCGAAGAAGUAUUAAUCGAAGUCAGUAAACCAUAUUCGUCACGUUUGGCAUUACAAAAGCCUACAGAGAUUUUUGAACCAGCCUUACAAGAAAAGUUAAAUUGUCGUAGACGAUCCGAUACUUCUAAUUCAUCAUUACCACCAGCUAAAGUUUACACAACCGUAGGAAUUUACAAAGGUUCUAGAGUAGCAUUAAAAAAAGUUGUAAAGAAAAAAGUUGAUUUGAAUAAAAAACUGUUGUGGGAAAUUAAACAAGUAAGAGAUGUAACACACGAAAAUACAGUUCGCUUCAUCGGAGCAUGUAUUCAUUGUCCAACAGUACUAAUUAUAACAGAAUAUUGUCCAAAAGGUAGUUUAAAAGAUGUACUUGAAAAUGAAGCUCUACGCCUCGAAUGGAACUUCAGGAUGUCUCUAAUUCACGAUAUCGUUAAAGGAAUGGCGUUCUUGCAUAGUUGUGAAGUAGGAGUGCAUGGUAAACUUCGCUCGAGUAACUGUUUAAUUGACGGCCGGUUCGUGCUUAAACUGUCGAACUUCGGAUUACGUACGCUCACAACUCCCUCGGAAAUUAUUCGCGAUAGUGAAUACUAUUAUAAAUUAUUAUGGGUUGCUCCGGAACUUUUAGGCGAGCAAAACACAAGUGUAAUUCCACCUACUCAAAAAGGAGACGUUUACAGUUUUGCAAUUGUAUUAGAAGAAAUAGUUGUACGAGGUGGUCCAUACGAUUUCGUAAAAAACGAAAUGACACCUCAAGAAAUACUUGAAAAAGUUGAAAAACGGGAAGAACCAUAUUUUCGACCCGACAUAUCAGGACAUGAUUGCCCAGAACAGCUUUCCGAGUUAAUGCAAAGAUGUUGGAACGACACACCCGAAGAAAGGCCGGGAUUUGACAUUAUGCGUAGUAUUGUACGACAAAUAACAAGAGGCUAUUGUGAAAAUUUGAUGGACGAUUUGGUUUUAAGAAUGGAGCAAUAUGCCAAUAAUUUAGAAGCUCUUGUUGAAGAAAAAACUGAUCAAUUAAGCCAAGAAAAACGUCGUUCAGAAGAAUUAUUGUUUCAAGUACUCCCUAGACCUGUCGCUCAACAGCUUAUGGCUGGUGAAAUGGUCAAGCCUGAACAGUUUGAAAACGUUACUGUAUACUUUAGUGAUAUUGUUGGAUUUACAGCACUUUGUGCACAAAGUUCUCCUAUGCAAGUAGUGAAUUUGCUGAAUGACUUAUACAGUACGUUUGAUAGAAUCAUAGGAUUUUAUGAUGUGUACAAGGUUGAAACUAUUGGAGAUGCUUAUAUGGUAGUUUCUGGAUUACCAGAAAGAAAUGGUGACAAUCAUGCUAAGGAAAUCGCUUUAAUGGCAUUGGCUAUAUUAGAUGCUGUUCAAAUGUUCACCAUUCAACAUAAACCCGAUGCGCAGCUCAAAGUUCGCAUUGGAAUUCAUACGGGACCUGUAUGUGCUGGAGUGGUUGGACAAAAAAUGCCUCAUUACUGCUUAUUUGGAGAUACAGUCAACACCGCAUCUAGGAUGGAAUCUUCAGGAGAACCAUUAAGAAUUCAUGUAAGCUGGGCAACCAAAAAUAUAUUGGAAACGUUUCAAACUUUUAAAUUAGAGUUAAGAGGAGACGUAGAACUUAAAGGUAAAGGAGCUGUUGUAACAUAUUGGUUAGUCGGAUGCACCGAACAAGACCCUCGACCACCAACUCCAAUUAAUACUGAUACCUUAGACCCUAAUAAUCCUUACCCUUUAAUAUUUCCUGAGUUAAGUAAAUAGAUGGUAUUAACUGUGUAUUUUUAAUAUCUCAAACAAAUUAUUUAAUUUGAAACUUUUUUAUGAUUUUAUUAUUUAAAAAAUUCAAUCAUUUCAAAACAUAUUGUUAUUUAUACAUGUAAGUAUGUGAAAAUAUAAUUAAUAUAAAAAACUUUUUUUAUGA